Wasmannia auropunctata (little fire ant) is the source of this 1656-nucleotide messenger RNA. RefSeq names its product inositol monophosphatase 2-like. The record is from RefSeq and is a predicted model, not a curated record. The transcript has 6 exons. The coding region runs from base 57 to 911 and encodes 284 amino acids. Gene Ontology annotation, biological process: signal transduction; inositol metabolic process; phosphatidylinositol phosphate biosynthetic process. Lineage: Eukaryota; Metazoa; Arthropoda; Insecta; Hymenoptera; Formicidae. Gene Ontology annotation, molecular function: inositol monophosphate 1-phosphatase activity.
CGGUUAGCACGGUGAAUCGAUCAGUCGUACCGGCACGUUUCUCAACGUCGGCUAUCAUGUCGAAUGAUCUGGACAUCGCGAGGUGUUUCGAGUUCGCAAAGGAGCUCACGCUGCAAGCUGGCAAGAUAAUCAAAUGUAGUGUCGAGGACGAAAAAGUUGUAUAUAACAAAGGAGAAUGGGAUUUCGUAACCAAUUUUGAUCAGAAAAUUGAGAAAUUUUUUAUUGACGGUCUAUCCAGAGAAUUUCCUGAUCACAAGAUUAUCGCGGAAGAAACGGUAACUGAGAUGCAGAAAAUGCCAGAAUUGACGAACGCGCCGACGUGGUUCCUCGAUCCAAUCGACGGAACCGUCAAUUUCAUACAUUCAUUACCUCAUAUCUGCAUAUCCUUAGGUUUAACAGUCUGCAAAGAGCUCGUUUUAGGCAUCAUCUAUAAUCCACUGAACUCAGAGCUGUACAGCGCGAUAAAAGGCAAAGGCGCUUUCCUGAAUGGAAAGCCGAUUCGCACUUCUAAAAUCAUUGAUCUGAAGAAAGCGAUGCUAGUGCUCGAUCCGUCACUUAUAAAAAUUAUAGAAAAGGACAAAGACAUAUUUUCGGCUAGGGUAGACGCCUUGAUCGAGGCGACGCAGGUGGUCAGGAAUUUUGGAUCAGCCGCACUAACCCUGGCAUACAUAGCGCGAGGUGCGACGGAUUGCUUGCACAUAGAUAACAUCCUUAAACCAUGGGAUGUGGCGGCAGGAACGCUGAUCGUACGCGAAGCAGGUGGAAUUGUUAUAAACACAAAAGGUGGUGCUUACGAUAUUAUGAAGCCGAAUACUAUUGCAGCGGCAAACGAAACUCUAGCACGAGAUAUGUCUAAAUUAAUCGUCGAUACUGAUUUAAAAACGCAAAGAAAAAGGCUUAAGAGAACCUGACGCAAGGCAAAAAUGACUCACGCUAAUUGAUUCAAGAGCCGAGUGUAAAGCAGAAGAAGGCGUGUUCCAGCAGCAAACGUACAUAUACCUAUUACGUGUAAAAUACAAGGAAAUUAAUUAUAAAAAUCGGUCUAAAAAAGUUUCCGUUAAAAAGUCCUAUUGACGCACUUACAGGUAUCGUACGAUUGCGUUAAUCAGUGUGCCAUCGCAAUGUUGUGAAAUGAGAAUUAGCAUAAUCAGUUUUCCUAUCGAUCAAUUUCCCCGUUGUGGUUACAAAAAUAAAAGUAAAACUAUUGCAAAGCGCAAUAUAUUAAAUUCAUUACGCGCCGCCUCACUCCAAAAGAGUGAAAAUAUUGCCACUCAAAUGACCGAGUAACAGUAUUUUUAAUCUUUUGGAGUGAGAUUCACUCCAGAAAAUUUAGAGAGUAGAUACUUUAAAUAAUUAUCACGCAACUACCAGAAUUUACAUUUAAAUUACUCUUGCAUUUAAUAAAACUUCUUUUAAUAGGUUUUUAAGAUACGUAUGUUAAGAUUUCUGAUUAGUAAAUUAACAAGAUUAUUAAUUACUGAUUUUUAAAUCAAUCAAUUAAUUAACUUAAUAUAUUAAUCGUUUUUAUCAAUUAAAUAUGUAAACAUUUUAAUAAUGAAUUAAAAGCUCAGUGAGUUUCUGUAUGCUAUCUACUUUGUAAGAGGUCGACAUUAGAAGAUAAGAUAAUAAAAUUAAUUAUUAAUGCCUUGAAAAAAA